Molecule: messenger RNA, 2189 nt
Organism: Aspergillus candidus
Lineage: Eukaryota; Fungi; Ascomycota; Eurotiomycetes; Eurotiales; Aspergillaceae
Product: C2HC5-type zinc finger protein
Exons: 1
Coding region: 58-1644 (528 amino acids)
Biological process (GO): regulation of DNA-templated transcription
Cellular component (GO): nucleus
Molecular function (GO): zinc ion binding
Source: RefSeq, a predicted model, not a curated record
CCCAAUACUCGUUUUUCUUUCAAAUAUUUUACGCGGACGAAUCUACCUUUCGAUCCCAUGAGCGACCCCGGCCUUAUCUCCUGGGCGGUGCCCCGUGUCUCCCAGCUCCUCCCCCUCGACGAGGAAUCCCUCACCCAGAUCAUAAGUUACGCCGCCAGCCUACCCACCGAAGAAAGCGCAGAGCAUCUCAAAAACCUCUUGGGUGACUCGCCUGCCGUAUUCGAAUUCAUAUCUGCCUUCAGUGCGCGACAAUCCCGAGCCAAUACCACCUCUACCGCCCCGAGCAGCCAAGCUACAGCGAGAAACACCAACAAUGGUCCCGGUCCAGCGUCAAGGAAAGGAAAGAAAUCGAAGCCACCCCUACACAGUCGCGGUCCUCCGCGUCGUCCAGACAACUAUGGCAACGUCUUAGGGGGCUAUAAAAAAGAGGACCUGGACGAAGAUUACAUGCCCGCGUCCUCUCGGAGCCAGCAUACCCAGAACGUACAAGGUACUGGUGGCGUGUUGAAAGGAGCAGGGGCUGGGACAUCGCCGUCAACGAACGCGCAACUUUCGGUCCCUUCUUCUCGCGAGGGAUCAGCAGCUGCAUCGCGCACUCAAUCCCCCGCGCCUGGCAAAGCUCCCCCCUCCGCGUCUGGGCCGAUGAUCUCAGACCUCCUGCCUAAUGUGAAAUCGAAAGCUGCCAAGUCGAGCCGCUCCGGCGGGUCCGGCGCCGCGAAGUUGUCUAAAGCGUCGUUGACCACAUCUGAUAUUUCCGAUCUUACAGCUGCAAUCGCCGCCCUGGAGAUGUCGACGAACCCGACGUUAGGCGACACGGAACCCCACAAAUGCAAUUGCUACGCGACAAUCCACCCGCUUUUCGACCCUGCACCGAAUUGCCUCAAUUGCGGGAAGAUAAUCUGUUCUCUGGAAGGAUUACAGCCUUGUUCGUUCUGCGGGACGCCUCUGUUGUCGGCCGAGGAGAUUCAAGGCAUGAUCAAGGAACUACGGGCAGAGCGCGGACAAGAGAAAAUGCGCGUGCACAACGAGGGUGUCCAGCGUGAGGGUAGGCCGCGAGUAGGGGCAGAACCCUCAUCGUCUAGCCAACUGGAUGCAGCCAAAGCGCAUCGCGACAAGCUACUUCAGUUUCAGGCCCAGAACGCAAAGCGGACUCGGGUCGUUGAUGAGGCAGCGGACUUUGAGACGCCUAAUGUAGCGUCAACUAUAUGGAUGAGUCCUGCGCAGCGGGCGUUGGCACUGAAGAAGCAGCAGCGGAUCAUGCGGGAGAUGGAAGAAAAGGCCCGACCGGAGUGGGAGAAGAAGCAGACGGUUAUGAGCUUAGAUAUCAAGGGUGGUCGUCUGAGGCGCGUUUACCAAUCAGCGCCGACGGAAUCAAGCCACGGCGACGAUCAGACGGACGAGCUGGUGGAAACAGAAGCCGGUGAGGAGAACGAGGCAGGAAGCAGAAAUGGCGGGAGAGCCUUCAGCCACAAUCCCCUUCUCGCCGCUGGGGGGCUUCCACGGCCUGUCUGGAAGGCAGCCGAUGGGAAACAGCCAGAAACCUCCGCGCGCAGAGAACCAAAGCAGACAUGGCGACGAGUUCAAGAUGACAAUGACGACAAUGAACAAUGGAUACUGGAUGGCGGAGUGCAUGGAUACUCCUAGCUUGGCUGGAUUUAACAUAAACUUCCGAUGCCGUUACGCAACCCAACCUGGCCAAACACAUGGCAAAUCCAAAAUUGAUCGGUCCUCGUUUAUCUUGACGAUCACAUCUCCCUAAGGAAAUGCUCAUCGUUCUAGAUCUACAAAGUCGCGCAGAGUCAACCUGAUCACGAGACUUCACGACGUCUCCCGAACAAAUUGCGGGUACAACCGUCGACCUAGCAUGAAAACAACGAUUGUCGAGCUCGCCAUUGAUUUCCGAGCUUGCACAUAUGAUGGUCGGAUAUCACCGGUACUGACGUCAAGCUAAGUAAGGUUUCGGGUCUCCAGCCCGGACCAUCCUGGCGAGUUCCAUCUUUAUCCGGUACCUCUACCAGCGAUUGGGGUUGCAUUCCCCACAUGCGUAGAUGGCCUAGGUAAUAAUGCUGGAUAACAUAUACGUUCAAAAUAUCAGUAAUUAGCAUAAAUAGUAAGGAAUAUUAUCUGGCUGAGGCUCGUCCACGGAGCACAAAUCCAUGAGCUCUUCCAGCUGCAUCCGUCGAUUAUCU